Impatiens glandulifera is the source of this 2180-nucleotide messenger RNA. Its product is annotated as aldehyde dehydrogenase 22A1. The coding region runs from base 194 to 1969 and encodes 591 amino acids. The transcript is spliced from 14 exons. The record is from RefSeq and is a predicted model, not a curated record. Gene Ontology annotation, molecular function: aldehyde dehydrogenase (NAD+) activity. NCBI's taxonomy places the organism in Eukaryota, Viridiplantae, Streptophyta, Magnoliopsida, Ericales, Balsaminaceae.
AGAGUGAAGGCGGUGAGAGAAGCAUUUCUCGGUCUCAUCAUCAUGUGAAAUGAAAACUGCUGUGAGCUAGUUGAAGAAGAAGAAGAUGCGAUGUCACUCCAUAAACAACUUCUGUGAAGAAGAAGAAGAUUCGCUUAUCCGAUCUUCCAGGUUUUGAGUUCUACGCUUUCUAUCAUCUUUCAAUCUCCGAAAUAUGGAGAUCUUAUGGCCUUUGAUCGUUAUCGGAUUCGCUUAUGCAAUCUGUCGCUUCCUACUCAUGCUUAUACCUCCCAAUGUACCUUCAAUCGAUGUCGAUGCUUCUGACAUGCUAGAUGACGGUAGUCAGACGAAGGAGAACAGCUACAUUUAUAUUCCUUCGAAAAGGCAGACGGACAAAGUUCAGUGUUAUGAACCUGCAACAAUGAAAUAUCUAGGCUAUUUUUCAGCAUUGAAGCCAGAUGAGGUGAAGGAACGUGUAGCCCAAGCUAGGAAGGCACAAAAGACGUGGGCAAAAAGUAGCUUCAAGCAGAGACGUCAGUUUUUGCGGAUUCUCCUGAAAUACAUUAUCGAGCAUCAGAAACUUAUAUGCGAAAUCUCAUCACGUGAUACUGGAAAAACAAUGGUAGAUGCCUCUUUGGGGGAGAUAAUGACCACAUGCGAGAAAAUCACUUGGCUUCUAUCCGAGGGGGAAAGAUGGCUAAAGCCUGAAUACCGGUCAUGUGGUAGAUCAAUGCCUCACAAGAAGGCAAAAGUGGAAUUUUACCCACUUGGUGUAAUUGGUGCUAUUGUCUCAUGGAAUUACCCCUUCCACAACAUACUAAAUCCAAUGCUAGCAGCAGUCUUUUCAGGAAAUGGUAUUGUCGUAAAGAUUUCAGAACAUGCUAGUUGGUCUGGAUGCUUCUAUAUUAGAAUCAUUCAAGCAGCCCUUGAAGCUGUUGGAGCUCCAGACAAUUUGGUUGAUGUGAUUACAGGAUUUGCCGAAACAGGAGAAGCACUUAUAUCUUCAGUUGACAAGAUUAUAUUUGUUGGUUCCCCUGGCGUUGGUAGAUUGAUCAUGAAGAAUGCUUCUGAGAAUCUCACACCUGUAACACUUGAACUUGGAGGGAAGGAUGCAUUUGUGGUUUGUGACGAUGUAGAUGUGCCACAUGUUACCCAAAUUGCUGUAAGGGCUGCGCUUCAAUCAAGUGGACAGAAUUGUGCUGGGGCUGAGAGAUUUUAUGUGCACCAAAACAUUUAUGCUGAAUUUGUUGCUGAAGUGGUGAAAAUAGUCACAUCUGUCACUGCUGGCCCGCCUCUGGGUGGGAAGUAUGACAUGGGAGCCAUAUGCAUGCAAGAACACUCAGAAAGACUUAGAAGCAUUGUAAACGAUGCAUUGGAAAAAGGUGCUGAAAUUGUUGGAAGGGGAAGUGUUGGAAACAUAGCUGCUGGUGCUGUUGACCAGUACUUUCCCCCCACUGUAAUUGUGAAUGUGGACCACACUAUGAAGCUGAUGCAGGAAGAGGCUUUUGGUCCAAUAAUGCCAAUAAUGAAAUUCAGCAGUGAUGAUGAGGCAGUUAAGCUUGCGAAUGACUCGAAAUAUGGCCUUGGCUGUGCAGUGUUCUCUGGCAAUCAAAAACGUGCUAAGCUGAUAGCAUCCAAGUUACAUUGUGGAGUUGCUGCAAUUAAUGACUUUGCAUCUAGUUAUAUGUGUCAGUCCUUACCAUUUGGUGGAGUGAAAGACAGUGGAUUUGGAAGAUUUGCUGGUGUAGAAGGAUUGCGUGCAUGCUGCCUGGUGAAAGCAGUUGUUGAAGAUAGAUGGUGGCCAUAUGUAAAAACCAAGAUACCCAAGCCCAUCCAGUAUCCAGUUGCGGAGAAUGGGUUUGAAUUUCAAGAAUCGCUUGUGGAAGUUCUGUAUGGGUUAAACGUGUGGGAUCGGUUGAGGGCAUUGGUAAACGUGUUGAAGGUUUUAACCGAACACAACACUCCAGCUACCAAUAAGAAGAGUAACUGACUGAACUACUACUACUACUAAUACUGAAGUUGAUCAGUUUGAUUAUUAUGCAUGCACAUUGUUCAACCUCAUUCAGAUAGAGAUCAAACUUCUUAUCAUUGCCAAAAUUAUGUCCUACUUUAAGGGCAUGUGCCAUAUUGGUUAUUUUUGGAUUUUGUCAAAAAAAAAAAAUUCCUAUGGGUAAAAAAAAGUAGGUUAUUUGGGUUUUUAA